GCUACCGCUUUCGCCCUUAAGAUCAUGGCCCGAUGUCCAUGCUGUUUCGCCCGCCGAGAGCUGGGCAUCCGGACUUAGUAUGAGCUGCCAGUAUGCCUGGCGCUAUUGAGGUUUUCGUUUGGCCGAAGUUGCAGACAGCCACUCCCAAGGAUCAUGCACACCCACCAAGCUACGAGAACGAUGGCCACACGGAAUGCAGUGUUCGCUGGCAGCGUUUCUCGGCAUCAUCCUCGCCUGCUGAAGCCGCCCUACUCAUCUUUGACGAGGAUGUAUGCACAAAAAUUAUCAUCAUCAAGGAUGGGCGGACUACCCCCCGUCCACUUACUCAGCUUGGUCGAUGGACCCCGACUGUGUUUCUUCAAACAUGCCGCGUUACUGCACCGCGACGUCGGCCAGCGUCCGUCGUAUCAUGCCGAGUCGGAGCCACAGCGACGAUCAAGCAAAGCACCGAAUCCGUUUCUGUUCGGAGCAUCAUCGGGACAUCUCCUGGUUUCGGCACAGGUGCGCGACAGAGCUCCAUAUUUUAAGGCCCGACGAUCAUGCAACCCAACGUGUUUACGCCGUCGACGGCUGCUGUCGGAGCAGGAUUGCUUGAUCAGCGCCCCUCCUACCUCUUGCCAGGGCUGUUUUUUUAUUCUUGCGGUUUGUCGAUGCACGACAUACGCCGGUUGUUGGUACAAGAAAAUGCUGUGGCUGUCUACGACUCAUCGCAUGUUUUUUCUCGAUGCUGUGUCGAUCAUGACUUACAACCUUCUCACACUCAAUCUCGGAGCGGCAUUAAGUACGUAAUCAAGGCGGUCCCUCUUAGGGUCGCACAGGUACACAACGAUCCUCUAGGGAGCGACAUGAAUGGCUCCAAAUGUUCUUGCGCAGACAAGCUUACUGC
Molecule: messenger RNA, 886 nt
Organism: Colletotrichum navitas
Lineage: Eukaryota; Fungi; Ascomycota; Sordariomycetes; Glomerellales; Glomerellaceae
Exons: 1
Coding region: 154-789 (211 amino acids)
Source: RefSeq, a predicted model, not a curated record